AUGCGUACGUUGUUCACGCGGUAUAAAUAAGUGAGGUUAUUUGUAUCAACAGAAAUACAAUCGUUUGCAAACUUUUUUGUUUGUUAAAUAGCAACGAACGAAAGAAAAGUUUGGCGUAUUUAAGUAAUUUUUGCUUAGGGUUAUUUCUAAUUUUUUCGAAAAAUGGAUGACGAAGCUGAAACAUACAAAUUAUGGCGUAUAAGAAAAACGGUAAUGCAAUUGUGUCACGAUCGAGGUUAUCUAGUCACACAAGAUGAAUUGGAUCAAACUUUGGAACAAUUUAAAGAACAAUUCGGGGACAAACCAAGUGAAAAAAGACCAGCACGCAGCGAUCUUAUAGUUUUGGUUGCUCAUAAUGAUGAUCCGACAGAUCAACUUUUUGUAUUUUUCCCAGAUGAACCAAAAAUUGGUAUCAAAACUAUUAAAACCUACUGUCAACGUAUGCAGGAAGAGAAAAUUCACAGGGCUAUUAUUGUUGUGCAACAAGGAAUGACACCAUCGGCAAAACAAUCGUUGGUGGACAUGGCACCAAAAUAUAUAUUAGAACAAUUUUUAGAAUCUGAAUUGCUUAUUAAUAUCACAGAACAUGAACUGGUACCUGAACAUAUUGUACUUACACCAGACGAAAAAGAAGAAUUACUUACCAGGUACAAACUAAAAGAAAAUCAAUUAAUGCGUAUACAAGUUGGUGAUCCAGUGGCACGUUACUUUGGUUUAAAACGUGGUCAAGUUGUAAAAAUUAUUAGGCCUUCGGAAACUGCUGGUAGAUAUAUUUCUUACAGACUUGUAUGUUGAUAUAUUGUGCAUUAUUUUAAGAGUAAACUAGACUAUGUAAUUUUUAUAAUUACUAUGUAAGAUAAAGAAAAAAUAAGAUCUUGUUAAAAUAUACUUCAUUAAAUUUUAAAAGAAGAUAAAAGUCCAUAUCUGUCACAUGAUACUUUAUUAUACUUUAGUUGCAUUUCAUAAUUACAUAAUUGGUGGUUAUCUACUAACUAUACAUCAGGCAGUUAAUAAUGCUUGGCGUUAAUUUUGCAACAAUACAUUUUCUUCAUAUUGUAAAUUUAUCUUAAUUGGCUUAUUAGCUGUAAAAAAAAGGUAUAAGCAGUGUAAUUUUAUACAUCUUUAACAGUAACGAAUAAAAUCAAAUUCAACAAAAUAAACUUUGUUCAAACAUAUUUUUUAUUACAUUUCAUUAUUAUACAUUUCUUGGUCCAAAUGUGUCAUGGUAUACCGUUGUCAUAAGACAACUCAAUUCCAAAUUCAUUUAAGCAAUUGUACACAUAUAGUUUCAAAGCAAUAUUUAUAACAACUAUAUUUGUAUAUUGCUUUAUUUGUUGCUGUCUUAAAGACUUUGUUUUAACAUUUAAUAUAUGGUAAUUAAAAGAACAAAUAUAGAUCACACAUGUCAAUAAAAUAAUUGCAAUAAAAAACUGAAACAGUAAGGAUAAUAAAUUGUGCACAACGAAUAUUUGUAACAAUAAAUUCCUUUUAAGUACAGAAGGCAAGUGAA
Messenger RNA from Bombus impatiens (common eastern bumble bee), 1510 nucleotides. RefSeq names its product DNA-directed RNA polymerases I, II, and III subunit RPABC1 (gene Rpb5). Bases 163 to 795 code for a protein of 210 amino acids. Gene Ontology annotation, cellular component: RNA polymerase III complex; RNA polymerase II, core complex; RNA polymerase I complex. Gene Ontology annotation, biological process: DNA-templated transcription. Gene Ontology annotation, molecular function: DNA binding; DNA-directed RNA polymerase activity. The transcript has 2 exons. The record is from RefSeq and is a predicted model, not a curated record. NCBI's taxonomy places the organism in Eukaryota, Metazoa, Arthropoda, Insecta, Hymenoptera, Apidae.